Messenger RNA from Oncorhynchus gorbuscha (pink salmon), 1216 nucleotides. Its product is annotated as overexpressed in colon carcinoma 1 protein homolog. NCBI's taxonomy places the organism in Eukaryota, Metazoa, Chordata, Actinopteri, Salmoniformes, Salmonidae. The transcript is spliced from 5 exons. Bases 198 to 389 code for a protein of 63 amino acids. The record is from RefSeq and is a predicted model, not a curated record.
UUCUGCAGAGGGGAUGGACACAGAGCGCAGGAGCCUACCACCAAAUAGGAAAUCAGUGUGACUGAGAGACAUAAAACAACUCCUUCUUUCAUCUCUCUUUCAUCUGUUUCCAUCUCCACAUGGCUGUUGUUAUUUUCUCCUUUCCCUCCUCUUUGAGCUCCUCUCGUUUUCUUGGAAGAUAGCUGCAUCCAUGCAGAAUGGGUUGUGGCAAUUCCUCAGCCGCCAGCACGUCUGGAGGGGGACCUGCAGAAACUUCCAAAGAUUUGACAGAAGAACCCUCACCAGACGAUGAGAAAAGAAGGAACUAUGGCGGGGUGUAUGUAGGUCUGCCAUCUGACAUGACCACUGUGGCAGCCAGCCAGUCCAAGUCCACAGGAAAAGGACUGUAGAUACAUUAUUCAAAACAUACAGGGACAUUCAAUUCACACGUUGAGAGGAGGAGUGUGCUCGGAUUACUGAUUCCCCAACACAAUACAGCCUUCGUAAGAGUGAGAGACCGUUCCCUGGCCCGGACCAUAAGGUCAGCCUACUUGGGUCCUGAGGAAACUGUGUCAGAGUGGCACCGAGUGGAGGCUCAAUGGACACCUUUUUCUGAGGAUUCUUUGCCCUUAUUGACACUCACAUAGAUGUGGACAGCAGAACCAGAGCAGUCGGUGGCUGUGGGGAGAACGUGAGCAUUUGGACCAACAUCCUGGACUAUAGGGCAAUGUUCUGGAGCAGCUUCUUGGGAUCAGGAAGAGACGUGAGACAAACACAGCCACUCUGCCAGCGGCUGACAGGGACAAGAAUUUGAACCUAGCAUUUUAUCCACACCAGCACACAUCACUGCAAGCACUGCCAACUCACCCCCAGUUACAGUUGGUGGCACCAGCCAAUGAUUUGGUAGAACCUAGAUCAUGAGUAAUCUCAAAAAGUAAUUCAUAGUGGUUUAUUAAGAAGUGUAAUAAGUUGUUUCAUCUAACGCGUCCAAGCAGGAAUGCAUGACUCAAUAUAUUUUGUGCAACAUAAUUCAGUGAUUGUCAUUAAUUUUGUUAGACUAUAGUUGCUAUACUCCACUGUCAAAAUAGGACUCCAGUGCCUCCCGAGUGGCGCAGCAGUCUAAAGCACUGCAUCACAAUGCUAAAGUCGUCACUACAGACCCAGGUUCAAUCCCAGGCUUCUCGCAGCCAGCCGAGACCGGGAGACUGACGAGGUGGCCCAGUGUUGUCUGGGUUAG